Molecule: messenger RNA, 828 nt
Organism: Miscanthus lutarioriparius
Lineage: Eukaryota; Viridiplantae; Streptophyta; Magnoliopsida; Poales; Poaceae
Source: the annotation of a GenBank genome assembly
AUGGGGCGCGGCAAGGUGCAGCUGAAGCGGAUAGAGAACAAGAUAAACCGGCAGGUGACCUUCUCCAAGCGCCGGAACGGGCUGCUCAAGAAGGCGCACGAGAUCUCCGUCCUCUGCGACGCCGAGGUCGCCGUCAUCGUCUUCUCCCCCAAGGGCAAGCUCUAUGAGUACGCCACCGACUCCCGCAUGGACAAAAUUCUCGAACGUUAUGACCGAUAUUCCUAUGCUGAAAAGGCUCUUAUUUCAGCUGAAUCUGAAAGAAAUUGGUGCCACGAAUACAGGAAACUGAAGGCUAAAAUUGAGACCAUACAAAAAUGCCACAAGCACCUGAUGGGAGAGGAUCUAGAGUCUUUGAAUCCCAAAGAGCUCCAACAACUAGAGCAGCAGCUGGAGAGCUCACUGAAGCACAUCAGAUCAAGAAAGAGCCACCUUAUGGCGGAGUCUAUUUCUGAGCUACAGAAGAAGGAGAGAUCAUUGCAGGAGGAGAACAAGGCUCUACAGAAGGAACUUGCAGAGAGGCAGAAGGCGGCCGCGAGCAGGCAGCAGCAGCAGCAGCAGCAGCAGCAGCAGCAGGUGCAGUGGGACCAGCAGACACAGACCCAGGCCCAGACAAGCUCAUCAUCAUCCUCCUUCAUGAUGAGGCAGGAUCAGCAGGGACUGCCGCCUCUACAAAACAUCUGCUUCCCGCCGUUGACAAUCGGAGAGAGAGGUGAAGAGGUGGCUGCGGCGGUGCAGCAGCAGCAGCCUCCGCCAGGGCAGGCGCAGCAGCAAGCGCAGCUCCGCAUCGCGGGUCUGCCGCCAUGGAUGCUGAGCCACCUCAAUGCAUAA